CCCGCAGGUAUGAGCGGGGGAGCUGUAACCAGUUCACAUACACAGCUGGACGUUACAGUGUGCUGUUAUAUGUCACUGUUUAAGUUCGAGAGGACGUUUACAGUUCCGGUCCACCGGAUACUCUGGGUAUGUAUUUUUAAUGUUUUUAUAUUUCUUUGCAUUCUUUUUAAAUCUUUGAGAUGUUUGUAUGAAGCGCAGCACAUUUUAGACUUGGUCAGGUUUAGUGUGAAUUGAAUUUUUUAUUUUAUUUUAUUUUAUUAUCUUUUGGUUUUUUUGCAGAUCACCAUUCCCAGCAUGGUUGCUUCAGGGAAUUUAUCUUAAGAUCUAUUAAGUGUGUUAAAAAGCACAAAGUAACACAUAGCAAAUCUGGUUUAUUUACUUAUGCAAAAGUACGAGGGUAAGUCAAAAAGUAUGCGCAAUAACUCUUUGAUGAACAUUCUUGCAGAUACUUUUUCACUUACCCUUGUGUGUACUGGUGAAGGACUCGGUCACGCCUGCGUCCUGUCAUUGAGCAAACCUUCUCGCUCUCCAUCCACAGGCCUGGGAGAAGCAGCUGUGACCGGCGGUCAUACCAACACCACGGGAUGGCCGGAGCCCCAGGGCGCCCUCCUUCGGACGGAAACGCCAGUCGCAGGGGAACCGCACAGCGCCGCGCCCCACACGGACGCUACGGACGCAGUCACCGCUGAUCCGAAGGGAGUCCGCGACGGCUUCAGUCACCUAGGCACCACACCACAGACACAAUCAGCUGUUCCCGCAGGGGAACAGUACAUCACUUCUGGUCAGGGUCCUGAAGGUGGGUUGUUCUCUCCCAGGAGGCUUUGCUUCGUCUUUGUGAAUUGCAAAUAUGAGUGUCAUUUAAGGUUAAAUGUUAAAAAUACCAGCUGUAAAAAAUAUCCGAAAUGUAAUACAUGAAUAGUGAAAUGCAUUGUACGUUACCCAUAAAAUACAUAAGUAUUUACCCCAGAUUUCCCGGUAGGUAUCACAGAUUUCGAGUGGACACACAGUAAAUGUGCUUUUCGUCUUGAGCCAGUUAAUUUUGCUCCCAUGUAAAGAUAUGAAAGAUAUUUUACAUUCAGGUAGUGAUAAAGGGGUAUCGGAACAUAUUGUACCAUCAUCAUCAUCAUCACCAUCACCACCACAGAGGGCAGGGAGCAGGAUUUAGAAAGUCAUUGGGCACCAGGUGUUAUGACUAAAGUGUUUUUCCAACGGCAAGGUGCAGAAAACGUGGAACUGGAGGAUACCUGCUGACUUCCACAUCAAGCCACGUGUCAAGAUCUUGCGUUUCAGAUUUCAGUGUAAGGACCAGUGGGCCUGGAGGAAGACCGAUGAGCCGGCCCGUUAAUAAUCGGAUCGGGCUGCCUGUUCGUCCGUUUUCACUAUUUAAGCACAAAAGAACGUCCCUUUCACAGCAUCUGCCGGGAAAUAUACUGCAGUUUUAUGUAAUAUCUUAAGACAAAAAAAAAAGAGGAAAAGUCUGGAUUGAUGUGCUAAACUGUAAAAAGCUGAAAACAAUUUGAAACUUACAGUGCCUGCAAGUACUGUAUUUUUAUAUAUUUAAGCAAUACUCAUUACCAGUGUGACAAUUUGUAAACUGCCAAAUGUCUAUCACUUGAAAGUAAUCUUUACAUUAAAGUUAUCACCCAUUUUGAACAUCAGCAUGUACAGCUACUGUUGAUGACCUCACAACGGAGUCUCCAUUCUGCUCCCGUUAUGCGCAUCAUGGUCAAUGCACCCAAAUAAUGUCAAGUUUCCAGUUUUUUAAUGCUUAAUGUUAUUCUCCAAAUAAUCUUUCUGUAACAAAAGAUGUUAGCUCAUGCUUGGUUGCUAACAUUCAUUUUCAAUACUUUUCCUGAAGUAAAAAACACAUUAUACCACCUUAAUUUGUUUUAACCAAUAAAUAGCAAACAGUUCUUUAUAAGCCCAUUUUUUUGUUCUAAAACAACAAGUAUUCCUUUUCCCCCAGAAAUCCUGUGUCUGUUACUACUAUAGCUGCCACUUUUACUGGUAACGAUACAAUAGAAGAAUGUAUUGCUGAGUAACAUCUAGUCUAGAUUUGAUAACCAUAGGCCCAAAAAUGUUGCAAAAAUUAACUUGCAUUGGGGAAUGAAGAAGCAUUUUCAACAAGUCAUUUCUAAAUAUAAACAUCUAGGGCC
Scleropages formosus (Asian bonytongue) is the source of this 2156-nucleotide messenger RNA. RefSeq lists its product as uncharacterized. Lineage: Eukaryota; Metazoa; Chordata; Actinopteri; Osteoglossiformes; Osteoglossidae. The record is from RefSeq and is a predicted model, not a curated record. The coding region runs from base 382 to 915 and encodes 177 amino acids. The transcript is spliced from 7 exons.